This is a messenger RNA of Syngnathoides biaculeatus (alligator pipefish), 8986 nucleotides long. RefSeq names its product kinesin family member 1Ab (gene kif1ab). Gene Ontology annotation, molecular function: ATP binding; microtubule motor activity; microtubule binding. The record is from RefSeq and is a predicted model, not a curated record. Gene Ontology annotation, biological process: microtubule-based movement. Bases 476 to 5572 code for a protein of 1698 amino acids. Lineage: Eukaryota; Metazoa; Chordata; Actinopteri; Syngnathiformes; Syngnathidae. The transcript has 48 exons.
CACGGUGCGGCGGUCCAGGCGCUGGAUGAGGGGGCAUUCGAGGGCCGCCGCCGCUUGCUGGGCCAGCAGUCCGCUCCUCCGGCUGAACAGAGUCCGCUGCAUCAUGGCUGGUUGUACCGACCAGGGCGUGUGGAUCGAGCAUCCUGUUUAUCGGCUCGCCAUCACCCGCCUCCACCUUCCUCCCUUCGUCCUCUCGCCGUCACCCGUUCGAGUCUAAAUUGACGCUCAAGCCAGCCAGGCCCCCACCCUCCCCGCAUCCAUCGUUCCGGCCCACUUUCUCUCCUUUCCCGGGUGCCGAGCGCAGUAGGGAAGGGAGGCUGCAAGCGGGGGAAGCCAGACACGACCAAAAUAGGAACCGGCGGAGCCUGGCGCUGAUUCUCGCCCGACGCCAUCGCGGUGUCUCGGCGUAUGUGUGCGUGUGUGGUCACACAGUUUAACAGUGCUGCACCCCCACACUCCCACAGCCACCAGUAACAUGGCCGGGGCGUCAGUCAAAGUGGCGGUGAGGGUUCGGCCCUUCAACUCCAGAGAAAUGGCCAAGGACAGCAAAUGCAUCAUUCAGAUGACAGGAAACACCACAACAAUCCUGAACCCCAAACAGCCAAAAGAGAACAAGAGUUUCAACUUUGAUUAUUCCUACUGGUCUCACACCACGCCUGAGGACAUCAACUAUGCGUCCCAGAUGCAAGUGUACAAAGACAUCGGCGAGGAGAUGCUGCUCCACGCGUUUGAAGGCUACAACGUGUGCAUAUUUGCAUACGGGCAGACAGGAGCGGGCAAGAGCUACACCAUGAUGGGGAGGCAGGAGACUGACCAACAGGGCAUCAUACCUCUGCUCUGUGAGGACCUUUUUACCAAGAUUAGUGACAGCAAUAAUGACAACAGCAUGUCUUACUCUGUGGAGGUGAGCUACAUGGAGAUCUACUGCGAGCGUGUGCGUGACUUGCUAAACCCCAAAAACAAAGGGAACCUGCGAGUGAGAGAGCAUCCGCUGAUGGGGCCCUACGUGGAAGACUUGUCCAAGCUGGCUGUCACCUCUUACAACGACAUUCAGGACCUGAUGGACUCGGGAAACAAAGCCAGAACCGUCGCCGCCACAAACAUGAACGAGACCAGCAGCCGCUCCCAUGCCGUCUUUAACAUCAUCUUCACUCAGAAGAAACACGACUCGGAGAGCGAAAACACAUCAGAAAAGGUCAGCAAGAUCAGCCUGGUGGACCUGGCUGGUAGCGAGCGAGCUGACUCUACUGGUGCCAAAGGAACCAGACUGAAGGAAGGAGCCAACAUCAACAAGUCUCUGACCACACUGGGCAAAGUUAUUUCUGCUUUAGCUGAGCAGGACUCAGCCCCAAACAAGAACAAAAAGAAGAAGAAGGUGGAGAGUUUCAUUCCCUACAGAGAUUCAGUUCUGACAUGGCUACUAAGGGAGAACUUGGGUGGAAAUUCUCGUACGGCCAUGGUGGCUGCCCUCAGUCCUGCUGAUAUCAACUACGACGAAACCCUCAGUACCCUCCGGUACGCUGACCGCGCCAAACAGAUCCGCUGCAACGCUGUUAUCAACGAGGACCCGAACAACCGUCUUGUACGCGAGUUGAAAGAGGAGGUGGCCCGCCUCAAAGACCUGCUCUAUGCUCAGGGCCUGGGCGACAUCAUUGAGAACCUGUGCGAUUACAAGAACUUUGUGAAUGAUCGCCAGGCUGUCAAUCAAAGGGGUGAUCUCUCCACAGUGACCAAUGCCAUGACGGGCAUGAGCCCCUCCCCCUCGCUGUCGGCCAUGUCCAGUCGCGCCGCCUCCAUCAGCAACCUCCACGAUCGCAUUUUCAGCCCGGCCAGCGAGGAGGCCAUCGAGAGGCUCAAGGAAACCGAGAAAAUCAUUGCAGAACUCAAUGAGACUUGGGAAGAGAAACUACGGCGUACUGAGGCCAUUCGCAUGGAGAGAGAGGCCUUAUUGGCUGAGAUGGGUGUUGCCAUGAGAGAAGAUGGAGGCACUGUUGGCGUUUUCUCCCCCAAAAAGACACCGCAUCUAGUCAAUCUGAACGAGGACCCGUUGAUGUCAGAGUGCCUGCUGUACUACAUUAAAGAUGGCAUCACAAAGGUUGGACGUGAAGAUGCCAAGGCGCGCCAGGACAUUGUCCUCAGUGGGCAUUUUAUUCGAGAUGAACACUGCACCUUCAGCAGCACCACAAGCCCUCAGGGAGAAGGUUGUGUGGUUUUGGAGCCUUGUGAAGACGCUGAGACGUACGUUAAUGGAAAGCGAGUGACGUCUCGCACCGUGCUACGUUCAGGCAACCGCAUCAUCAUGGGCAAGAGUCACGUGUUCCGCUUCAACGACCCCGAGCAGGCCCGGAUGGAGCGCGAGAAGACUCCGUGCGCCGAGACACCGGUGGAGCCCGUUGACUGGGCCUUUGCUCAGAGGGAGCUGCUGGAGAAGCAAGGCAUCGACAUGAAGCAGGAAAUGGAGCAGAGGCUUCAGGAGCUUGAGGAUCAAUAUCGUAAAGAAAGAGAAGAAGCCAGCAUCCUGCUGGAACAACAGAGGCUGGAUUAUGAGAGUAAGCUGGAGGCUCUCCAGAAGCAAGUGGACUCACGCUACCUGGAGUCACCCGAAGAAGAAGAGGAAUCGGAAGAAGAAGUGCCGUGGACAAAGCGUGAGACGGAGCUGGCUCUGUGGGCCUUCAGGAAGUGGCGCUGCUACCAGUUCACCUCGCUUCGGGAUCUGCUGUGGGGUAACGCCAUCUUCCUCAAGGAGGCCAACGCUAUUAGCGUGGAGCUGAAAAAGAAGGUCCAGUUCCAGUUCGUUCUUCUGACAGACACCCUGUAUUCCCCCCUGCCUCCUGACCUGCUGCCUCCCAGUGAGUCCAAAGAAAGGGAGAGGCGUCCGUUUCCGCGGACCAUCGUGGCUGUGGAAGUGCAAGACCAAAAGAACGGGGCCACUCAUUACUGGACUCUGGAGAAGCUCAGGCAAAGACUGGACCUGAUGAGGGAAAUGUACGAUCGGGCCGCAGAGCUCCCAAGUAGCGCCGUGGAAGACUGUGACCACGCUCUCACUGGAGGAGAUCCUUUCUACGACCGCUUCCCGUGGUUCCGUCUGGUUGGCAGAGCAUUUGUGUACCUGAGCAACCUGCUGUAUCCUGUUCCACUGGUCCAUCGUGUGGCCAUCGUGAGCGAGAAGGGCGAAGUGAAGGGGUUCCUCAGGGUAGCUGUGCAAGCCAUUUCAGCGGAUGAAGAAGCUCCUGAUUACGGUUCAGGUGUGAGGCAGUCUGGCACGGCUAAAAUCUCAUUUGAAGAUAAACAGUUUGAGAAGUUCCAGACUGAGUCGUGUCCACCAGGCACUCUUUCCCACUCAAACACCUCCCAGGAGGAGCUCCGCAUUGUGGAAGGAGAAGGUCAAAAUGCAGAGAUGGGAAUCUCUGCAGAUGAAGUCAACAACAACACAUGUGAAGCUACCCCGGAGCCUCCACCCAGUCCCAAGAGCUCAGGACUGGGUCUAGAUCUUCCCUUGGAGCUCUCACCAGAGAAGGCUUUGUCCCACCUGAAGAUAGGCAGCACUUUCACCUUCAGAGUCACCGUGUUGCAGGCCUCCAGCAUCUCGGCCGAGUAUGCUGACAUUUUCUGCCAGUUCAAUUUCAUCCACCGCCACGAUGAAGCGUUCUCCACCGAGCCGCUGAAGAACACCGGCAGAGGGCCGCCACUUGGCUUCUACCAUGUGCAAAAUAUCUCAGUGGAAGUGACCAAGUCAUUCGUGGAGUACAUCAAGACCCAGCCCAUUGUCUUUGAGGUGUUUGGUCACUAUCAGAAGCAACCUUUCCCGCCCCUCUGCAAGGACCUCAUCAGUCCACUAAGGCCUUCCAGAAGGCAGUUUCCCAGAGUGAUGCCAUUGUCCAAACCAGUGCCAGCCACCAAACUCAGCACUCUGACCCGCUCUGCCGCUGGACCUUGUCACUCCAAAUAUGACCUCAUGGUCUUCUUUGAGAUCUGCGAGCUGGAAGCCAGCGGAGACUACAUCCCAGCUGUUGUGGACCACCGAGGUGGGAUGCCCUGCCACGGCACGUACCUCCUGCAUCAGGGUAUUCAGAGGAGGAUCACAGUCACCAUCGCUCAUGAAAGCGGAAACGACAUUGAAUGGAAGGAGGUCAAGGAGCUGGUUAUUGGUCGCAUCCGAAACACUCCGGAGGCUGACGAGACCAUCAUAGACCCCAACAUCCUCUCUUUGAACAUCCUCUCUUCUGGAUAUUUCUGGCCAAAACAUGAUGACAAAACCUUCUACCGCUUUGAGGCAGCAUGGGACAGCUCCAUGCACAACUCCCUCCUCUUGAAUAGAGUUACGCCCUACGGAGAAAAGAUCUACAUCACCCUCUCAGCCUAUCUGGAGAUGGAGAACUGCACUCAACCUACAGUCAUCACCAAAGAUUUUUGCAUGGUGUUUUACUCGCGUGACACCAAGCUUCCUGCAUCUCGCUCCAUCCGAAACCUCUUCAGUACAGGCUGCCUCAGGCCUUCCGAGAGUAACCGUGUCACUGGAGUCUACGAGGUGACUCUCUGCUAUGUUGCUGACAACGGGAGUCCAGGCAUGCAGCGGCGUCGCAGGCGAGUGCUCGACACGUCAGUGGCGUACGUCCGAGGAGAGGAGAACCUGGCCGGGUGGAGGCCUCGCAGUGACAGUCUCAUUUUGGACCACCAAUGGGAGCUGGAGAAACUCAGCCUGCUUCAGGAGGUGGAGAAGACCCGACAUUACUUGCUGCUGAGAGAGAAGUUGGAGGCCACGCUGCUGGCCGGCCAGGAUGCGCUCUACAAGGGCAGUGACAUCGGAGACUUUGCCAAGAGUCCAGUCCUUAGCCAGAGUCCCCCAAGCAGCCCGGCACUGGACAGCCCCAACCAGAGGCAGAGGGAGCUGGCUGCCAAGUGUCUGCGUCUGCUGAUGCACACCUUCAACAGGGACUACAGCCAGGUGAGCAGCAGUGCCAGUGAGAGCAAGCUCUCUGAGAUAUCGGCAUCGCUAAUGAGGGAGGCGUCCGUUUCCACGCUGAGCACACUCACGCCGUCCUCCACCUGCCCUUCGCUGAUCGAGGGACACUAUGACAUCAGACACGCUGAGGCCGGUUCGGGAGCGUCCACCCCUGAUCUGGACCCGUUCAGCCCAGUGGACAGAAAAAAAGCUCUCAAAGGCUGCAGCUUUGUUCCAGACAUACAGGAGAUACGUGUCAGCCCAAUUGUCUCCAAGAAGGGCUACCUGCAUUUUCUUGAGCCCCACGCCAGCGGCUGGGUAAAACGCUACGUGGUGGUGCGCCGCCCCUACGUUUAUCUGUAUCGUAACGAGAGGGACAGCGUGGAGCGAGCCGUCAUCAACCUGUCGUCGGCCAAGGUGGAGUACAGCGAAGAUAAGCAGACUUUACUGCGGACUCCAAAUACAUUUACUGUGUGCACCGAGCAUCGUGGGAUACUGCUUCAGGCCAACAAUGACAAAGAGAUGCACGACUGGCUUUACGCCUUCAAUCCUCUACUGGCGGGUACCAUCCGGUCCAAACUAUCCAGACGAAAGUCGGUCCAGUCGGCACCGGUUGCCCAGAGGAUGUGAGACUCUUCACAGCCGUCUUUGAUCCAAACACCCCCAACUGUCCAUCUUAAAUGUUCAUAAACCACUGAUGUAACCUUCUAAAUAUAUAAGACACGUCAUCACAGUUAGAAACCUGCAUGUUGACACCGCUGUGUAUAGUCAUAAACGUGUAGUUAGCCCUUCCUAGUAAUUAGCAAACAGACUAAUCCAUUGUGUGUUCUUUUUGUACAUAGUGGCACUGGUUUGGGGGUGGGGGUGCGGGUUAGGGGUAUCCUCUACACGAUGAUAGCGCUAUUGUGACUAUUCUAUCGUAUCGUAUCCGUUUUGCUCCGGAUUUACCAUGCGGCUAUGGAAAGCCGUUUGAGCAUUUAUUUGGCAUCCUUAAUCCAUGUACUAGUAUGCUGAGUCCUGGGGAGAGUGACUAUUCAGAGCAUGAGCAGAAAUGCUGCCUUACUUGUGAAGAAUUUUCAGCUACUAGAGCCAAUCUUGGCCAACUAUUAGUAUCAAAGAUACUGAAUACAUAUUUAAAAUGAAAUGUUUGAGCAUUUAUCCAAUAUCCUCAAUAUCCAUCUUAAGGUAGAUCUGCUAGUACAGUUUUUGUCCUCAAGGACAAUGUUGACAUGCUAGGAGGACAACUCCAUGUUACUAGUGAUGGAAAACUGCUAGUGGGAUUUUUGGUGCUACUUGUAGGGUCCAGGAAGCUUCUAGUGGAAUGAUGAGGAUCCACUAGUAGAAUAACAGUGUUAUACUAGUCACAUUUUUCAGUACUAAUGCCACUGUAGGCCUUCUAGUAGGCUUCACAAUUUAACUGUACUUUGCUGCACUAAUAUUUCUUGGCCAAGAUAGAGGGAAGUACAUGUAGCCCCCUAACCCCUACAAGUACCACCAUAUUGCUCACUAAUAGUUUUUGACUUAUAGUAACGUGAAGUUGUCCUACUAGGUUGCCAAAGUUGUCAGACUGCUGCAGUUAGUGGAAACCGCUUUUCUAGUAAGUUACAAUAGUUACACUGGUGUGCCCAAGUCAUUCAAGUACUCUACAUAAUAUCGUUUGAGUAAAUACUUACUAGUAGGUCAAAAGUAACACUAGUAGUGGAAAAACUUUCUUGUUACUAGUGCACUGAAUUGUACUAUUACGACUCCUACUAGUGACAUCAAAUCCUACCAAUUAACUAGCGGUUCACUAGUCGUACUUAUUACCUAAAUGUGGCUGAAUAUUAACACCUAGUCUUACUAGUACAUACAGCAAUGUUGUGAUAGAGUAGUUUAAAAAAAAUGCAGUAGCUAGACAGUUGUUCUGCUAGUCGAGUGAAUUGUCUUAAUAGUGAGGACAAAGAGUGUACUAGUACAUGAACCUUAAAUUCGAUAUAAAGGAUAUUAAAUAAAUGCUCUGACGUGUCCUUUUCACUGUAAAGUAGGACAAACACCUCAACGGUGGUCUCAUAAAUGUUGAUCUGUUGCCCCCAAAGUCAAGAUAGACAACAAACACCCUGGCCUUUAAAAGAGAGGCAAGAAAAACAUGAUCCCUUGCGCAUAUUAUCACAGAGUAACAUUAUUUUUUUUAUGUUGUUGCUCUCUGCUUUUAGUUACUUGUGAAGGAAUUUUGUUGCACGGCACUUUAUUGUCCUUGUUGAGUUGUUGCAUUAGCAGAAGCUUUGUUUUUGUUGUUUGUCUUCAAUCAAAACCAAGAUAAUCCAGAUGAUUAGCUGCCUCCAAAAUGGUAUUAUAUAAAAAGGCGAUUGUCUGUGGUGUGACUAGAGUGAUUUAACCCCCCUGCCCCCCGAUCUGUUAUUGAAAAUAGUCAUGGCCGGCAGUCGUAAAUGUUAAACCUGGAUACGGCUAUUUCGUGAUGUACGUGGUGUGCUGUGUGGGUUGUGUCGAGCACACCACCUACGAUAAGAACACACGUGAUGAUUUUUUGUCAUCGUCAUGUGUGGUCUCGCUUGCAUGUUUAAAAUAAGGGCACUGUACACGCGUAAUGAUUUUAACCGAUAAUUGCCACGUGUGCUUACUGUUCUUAUGUUGUUAUCCAGAUGGCCAACACAGCAGGGUCCAUUUUCUAAAAAAAAAAAAAAAAAAAGCACUACACCACAAGAUAACCAUUCAGGAUAAUCAUCUGACACAUUUGACCAAUUACAGCAGAGGGAAAAUGAUCAAAUGUGGCCGAUUGUUGUUUGUGUACCUACUGCUGAAGAUGUUAAAUAUUGGUGUGUGUGUAGCCAACUUUUCAAUCCUCAUUUUGAGAAUCUCCACACAACAAAUGAUUUAUGUCAGUCAAGGCACGCUUGCUUUUUCCAUUCCUACAUGCCUAUAUCAUCUUUACAUUAUACUUUCUGAAUUUGAUCUGUUUUGUCUUUAAUGCAUCGGAAAAUGUGCUGCUUUGUAUAUCUUUGACUUCUUAUCCUCACUAGUAGCGGAAUACAACAAAAGUGUACUUGUGAUGCGGGAGGCUGCCUAAUGGGAAUUUAGUAGUAUUGCAUACAAAAAGUCGGUCCAGUCAGUAAGUUGUUAAUGAAUUUUGUGAAGAUGAUACAAAUAAUCCGUCAAGCCAUAACAUUUAAAUGACAAACGGUUUAUAUAAAAUUUGAAGAUGAGAUGCGACCUGGAUUCCUAUAAGUAGCACUGAAUGUUGUAUGUUUUGCUUUGCUCUUUUUUUUGGGGGGUGGGGGUUAAGAUUCCCACAAAAUUUUCAUAUGAUCCUAAAAAGGCAAAUUCCACACAGCUACUAGUGCCUCCCUGUUUCUUCACCUUCUUUUUCUCAGCUUCUGUGUAGGCUAAGCCUGAGUACUGCUAAUUUUUGAUAUACAAAUGACAUCCGAGUGAAUACCCUCAUGUAGUUGUAUACUGUGUUUGCCUGUGACGUCCUCGCUAUAUCUCGGUGUCAUUUGUACACAGCAAGUCGAUUUGUUUGCUUUGUAGCUGUUCUAAUGCUUGAUAAUUAGCUUAUUAUGGGAUGGGUUGUUGUUUUCGUGCAUUGACGCCAUUUUUUUACGCAUUGCGCAAAUGUAUCGAGUAUUUUUACUUUCAAUCUUGAGGAGACAUAUUGCCGCACAGCUCCUCCACACUAAGGAAUAAGGGUGCUUCACAAUACUUGAGGUAGUUGCACGUUCAAGGGAGUUAACACAUUUGCUUGGGCUAUUUUCAAGACUUUAAAUUAGUGAUAAAUAAAAAAAAAAAAAAUGGGAUGAGGUCUGACCAAAAUGUAUGGAUUUGUGGGAAAAGUAUGAAAUUGACCAUAAUUGGAUUCUGCCCAAUUGUGGCGAUGUAGCGUGCUGAAAUCAAGACUCUGAUCUCAAUGGAAAAAAAAAUUACUUAUUUUGAGAUUUGAUCAAUUUUUUGGGACCAUUUAAGCUCAUUUGGAUUGUUUCACGAAAAACUGAUAUGUGCUGCACUGAGAUGACCCCCCCCCCAAAAAAAAAAAAAAAAUAAAAAACAGAA